CAUUUUCAUAAAUGGCUCGCCCUCCCCCGCGACUUGUCUCCCGGUCGAUCGUGUGAUUCUUUAUCUCCUCAAUCGCUUGGGUGUACUGGCGCGCGGAUACAGCGAUCAUGCGGUUUCAAUUCCCUGCCAGUGUCGUGGCCGUUACGGCCCUGUGGGCGUCGCUUGCUGCGGCCAUUCGUCCUCCCCGUCUGGCCCCGCGUCCGGUCACUGCCACGACGCAAGCCACCGUGGUCGAAAACACGUUCGAGCAGUUGAUCGACCAUAGUGAUCCUUCGAAGGGCACCUUCUCCCAGCGCUACUGGUACAGUACGCAGUAUUGGGGUGGACCAGGCUCCCCGGUUGUCCUGUUCACCCCCGGUGAAGUCUCCGCCGAUGGAUACCAGGGAUACUUGACCAACGAGACCUUGACGGGCGUGUAUGCGCAGCAGCUGCAGGGCGCCGUGAUUCUGGUCGAGCAUCGUUACUGGGGAGGCUCAUCUCCCUACACCAACCUCACUGCCGAAACACUCCAGUAUCUCACGCUGGAGCAGUCCGUUCUGGAUCUGACAUACUUUGCGGAGAACGUGCAAUUGGGAUUUGCUGCGAACGGCACCAGCAGCAACGCGCCCCAUGUGCCCUGGGUGCUUGUCGGUGGCUCGUACAGUGGUGCCCUGACGGCGUGGACCGAGCGUCUCGCGCCUGGCACGUUCUGGGCCUACCACGCGACCAGUGCCCCGGUGGAAUCGAUCUACGAUUUCUGGCAAUAUUUCCGACCCAUCCAGCAGGGCAUGGCCUCGAACUGCAGCAAGGACGUGUCGCUGGUGGCCGAGCACGUCGAUGCGAUUGGCAAGAGUGGGACUAAAGCCCAGCAGACCGAGCUGAAGAAGAUGUUCGGCCUGGAGGCGCUUGAGCAUUUCGACGACUUUGCCGCUGUCCUCCCCAUCGGUCCCUACCUGUGGCAGGACAACACGUUUUACACCGGCUAUUCGGACUUCUUCGCCUUCUGUGAUGCGGUGGAGAACGUGGCAGCCGGUGCCGCUGUGACCCCCGGCGCCGAAGGGGUCGGUCUCGAGAAGGCGCUGAAGGGCUAUGCCGAGUGGUUCAAGAACGAAGUCUUCCCAGACUACUGCGCAUCGUACGGCUACUGGUCCGACGAGUACAGCGUCGCCUGCUUUGACACGUACAACGCCACCAGCCCUCUGUUCACCGAUACCUCCGUCGACAACGCCGUGGACCGGCAAUGGGUCUGGUUCCUCUGCAACGAGCCCUUCUUCUGGUGGCAGGACGGCGCCCCCGAGAGCGAAACAACCCUCAUCCCCCGCCUGGUGAGCGCCGCAUACUGGCAGCGACAAUGCGCCCUCUACUUCCCCGAGGUCAAUGGAUACACCUACGGCAGCGCCCAGGGCAAGAGCGCAUCCACCUUCAACGCCUGGACCGAUGGAUGGGACAUGACGGGCAACACCACGCGCUUGAUCUGGACCAACGGUCAAUACGACCCCUGGAGAGACGCGGGGGUCUCGUCGACCUUCCGCCCGGGCGGCCCCUUGGUCAGCACCUCCCAGGAGCCCGUCCAAAUCAUCCCCGGGGGGUUCCACUGCUCGGAUCUGUACAUCACCGACGCGGAGGUCAACGCGGGUGUGAAGAAGGUGGUGGCCAACGAGGUCGCCCAGAUUGCCGCCUGGGUGGCGGAAUUCUAUGCAUGAUACUGUAAGACUAUCUGGCCGUGUUGGAAGGCAGCCGGAUCGGUUUUGAAGAAGUGCAGAUAACCACAUAACAUACAAUGUAUAUAUAGCCAGUGGAAUGCAAAGAACUGGUUAGUUAAUGAUGAAACAGUCAC
This is a messenger RNA of Aspergillus saccharolyticus JOP 1030-1, 1816 nucleotides long. RefSeq names its product putative serine peptidase. The record is from RefSeq and is a predicted model, not a curated record. Gene Ontology annotation, molecular function: serine-type exopeptidase activity; dipeptidyl-peptidase activity. Gene Ontology annotation, biological process: proteolysis. Bases 108 to 1682 code for a protein of 524 amino acids. The transcript has 9 exons. Lineage: Eukaryota; Fungi; Ascomycota; Eurotiomycetes; Eurotiales; Aspergillaceae.